GAAAUUCUCUAAAUUAAAGUUUAAAAUCCGCAAUUAUUCCAAAAUGGCAGAGGAAAGACCCAACAUUUUGAUUGAAAGGAACGAAGUAAUUGAGAUUUUGGUUCGAACCAUGAUUGGUGAAUACAUUCCUUUGAGUGUAGAGGUUACUUCCACUGUGGAUGAUGUUAAAAUCAUGCUUUACCAAGUUACUGGAGUAUUUCCUGAUCAGCAGGUUUUAGUAUUUCUUGGAGAUGAAUUAGAAGACGGGAGGACACUUAAAUCAUACAGAAUACAGGAGAGUUCCGAGUUAUCUCUGAUGCCUCGGAUCAAUGCUGGCUUCCAACCAACACCAUUAUAAUCACAAAAUGGGUUUACCUAAACAAAUUGAAAUAAACCUUUGUUUUGAUUGAUAA
Messenger RNA from Eurytemora carolleeae, 392 nucleotides. Its product is annotated as ubiquitin. Gene Ontology annotation, cellular component: nucleus; cytoplasm. Gene Ontology annotation, molecular function: protein tag activity; ubiquitin protein ligase binding. The record is from RefSeq and is a predicted model, not a curated record. Lineage: Eukaryota; Metazoa; Arthropoda; Copepoda; Calanoida; Temoridae. The transcript has 4 exons. Gene Ontology annotation, biological process: modification-dependent protein catabolic process; protein ubiquitination. Bases 44 to 337 code for a protein of 97 amino acids.